AUGCAGAUGGAAAAUAUGCUGUUAAAAGUUUACUCCUUGAUGGUAUUAAUGUUAGACUUAUUAACACUACUUUUUGGAAUAAUAAUAUCGAUAAUUGUCGCAUUUUACCGCACAUUAAGACCACCGGCAAUGAAAAGCCUCCACGGAGAAGUGGCUGUGGUAAUAGGAGCCGGCCGCGGCGUUGGACGCGAAAUAGCGUUUCAAUUAUGUCUGCUGGGUGUUAAAGUUGCUUGUAUUGAUAAAAAUGAUAAAAUGUGCAAAGCUACUGUCCAACAGGCUUCACGUGAUUCUGCUGUUAUUAAGCCUUAUAUUUGUGAUAUUACUGAUAAGAAACAACUUCUAGAGUCAAUACUACCCGGAAUGCAACGCUUAGGCAGAGGCCACAUAGUCGCGCUGUCUUCUGUAGCCGGAUUUUCAGGAGCAGCGAGCCGCAGUGCUCGUGUUCCUUUUUCAACAGCCCAAUUCGCGAUCCAGGGAUUCACCGAGUCCCUCCAAGCCGAGCUGAGACAGUCCAACAGCAACAUUAUAAUCACUCUAGUCCACAUUUAUCCCUUCAUAAUCGACAGCGAAACCGCUAAUGACAUUCGUCUGAGAAUACCAAGUUACUUUGGUACAAUGCCGGCAUCUGAAGCCGCCAGGAAAAUCCUGGACGGCGUCAGAAGAAACUAUGCCGAGUUCAGUAUUCCUGGUUAUUUAUUGUACCUCGGACAUGUUCUCAGGUACCAAUAA
Molecule: messenger RNA, 729 nt
Organism: Cotesia congregata
Lineage: Eukaryota; Metazoa; Arthropoda; Insecta; Hymenoptera; Braconidae
Source: the annotation of a GenBank genome assembly